Messenger RNA from Babesia sp. Xinjiang, 1116 nucleotides. Its product is annotated as Deoxyhypusine synthase. The transcript has a single exon. Gene Ontology annotation, cellular component: cytoplasm. NCBI's taxonomy places the organism in Eukaryota, Apicomplexa, Aconoidasida, Piroplasmida, Babesiidae. The record is from RefSeq and is a predicted model, not a curated record. Gene Ontology annotation, biological process: peptidyl-hypusine biosynthetic process. Gene Ontology annotation, molecular function: deoxyhypusine synthase activity. The coding region runs from base 1 to 1116 and encodes 371 amino acids.
AUGCCGGUGGAAUCAGAAACUUUGUCUAGUAGUUUGCCUGAAGUGGUAGCUAAGGCCGUGUUGCAGCCGUCAUCCUUGCCUAAGGACUGCGAAGCAUUUGUGGAAGGUCUGCAUUACGAGGAUGACGUAACUAUCGAAUCUUUACUUCGUGUGUAUAAGAAUUUCGGUUUCCAAGCAACACAUCUUGGUCAGGCUGCCGAGAUGAUCGAUCGCAUGUUGCGGUAUCGUUUGAUAGACGAUCCCAUAACGGAAGAAGAUUUGGGUACUAAAUAUGAGGACGUUGAGUUGCGUAAACAAACCAAGUGUACGAUAUGGUUGGCAUUUACGUCUAAUAUGAUAUCUUGUGGUCUUCGUGAUGCAUUUGUGUUUUUGGCUAAGCACAAGUUGAUAGAUGUUGUGGUUACUAGUGGCGGCGGUGUUGAGGAAGACCUAAUAAAAUGCAUGGGUAAAACUUACAUUGGUCGUUUUAAUAUGGACGGUGCAACUAUGCGUGAGAGUGGUUUGAACCGUAUCGGUAAUUUGUUCAUUCCUAAUGACAACUACUGUGAUUUUGAGCAGUGGCUGCAGCCUCGUCUCGACGAGAUGCACCGUCAACAGGUCGAGGAGGGUAUGGAGUGGACUCCUUCGUCAUUUAUUGAUUUCUUAGGCAAAGAGAUUAACGAUGAGAGUUCCUUUUGUUAUUGGUGUCACAAGAACAAGAUACCUGUGUUUUGCCCCGGUAUUACCGAUGGUUCCAUCGGUGACAAUUUGUAUUUCCACACUUACCAUCGCAAUGAGCCUAGUACGCUUCGUAUUGACGUGGUUCGUGACGUUCGUCGUGUUAACGAUUUGGCGGUUCAUUGUCGUAAGUCUGGCAUAAUAAUUUUGGGUGGUGGUUUGGCUAAACACCACGUUUGUAAUGCUAACCUGAUGCGUAAUGGCGCUGAUUUUGCGGUUUACAUUUCAACAGCUCAGGAGUUUGACGGUUCUGAUUCCGGUGCUAAUCCUGAUGAGGCGAUAUCUUGGGGCAAGAUAAAGGCGCAUAGUAACCCUGUUAAGGUUCACGCCGAUGCUUCUUUAGUUUUUCCUUUACUAGUAGCGGGUGUGUUUAAGAAGUACCAGGGUACACGUGACUAG